Siniperca chuatsi (mandarin fish) is the source of this 5745-nucleotide messenger RNA. RefSeq names its product ventral anterior homeobox 2 (gene vax2). The transcript has 3 exons. Gene Ontology annotation, molecular function: DNA binding; DNA-binding transcription factor activity, RNA polymerase II-specific. The record is from RefSeq and is a predicted model, not a curated record. NCBI's taxonomy places the organism in Eukaryota, Metazoa, Chordata, Actinopteri, Centrarchiformes, Sinipercidae. Gene Ontology annotation, biological process: neuron differentiation; regulation of DNA-templated transcription; brain development. The coding region runs from base 810 to 1733 and encodes 307 amino acids.
AUCUCUCCUCUGUCAGUGUAGGCAGGCUGUACCAGCCGCCCCGCUCAGACGUGAUGUUUCAGCUGUAAAGCAAAUUAUAAAAACUGACAAGAGUGCUCCAGACUUUAUUUGAGAGCAAAUGUGACCAUUUCCCGACAGUCCCCUCCUACAGGGUUUUCAACACAGACAUCUUUUCUUGUGGGCUCUCCAAAAGCAGAAGACCACCGACCCCCCUUAUGUGACCAUCUCACCACCAACAACAUUCAAUCAAGGAUCCGCAGCAGAGGCAGUCGAUCUGACCGGGGCUGAAGUAACAGGCUGCUGCUUUGGACAACCCAGGAGAAACUUUCUUCCCUGGCUUGUGCACGGUGAACUGUGACCGCUGCUGUGUGGGGUUUUUGUGUGCGCCGCCUCUCACUUUAUUUCGACGUGGGUGAGCAGUGUGUGCUUGUGUGGCACCUCCCCGCUCCUCCAUAGACCUGGUUGCCCCCCUAGUACCUUGCAGGCUGCACCAUGCAUUUCUUCUGCACCUCCUGGCUACUAUAGUUAGAGCAGGAUCCCGAGAUUUCUCCCCCAGCCGACUCCCCCUUGCCUUGGUUUGGACUCCGGACCGUGCGUCAUGCCGCGACACCUGAAGCACAUCCCGGUCCCGUUGCAGGACCGCAUGGUUCCUUUGUAACUGGAUCUACUUUUUUUGUAGGGAGAGGAGGGCAUGCUCUCCUCGUCUCUGGAGAACACUUGCAAAGAGGAGAAGAAAGUAGAAAGACGAGGGUGAGCAGCAGCGACAGACAGAGGGAGAGAUUAUCUUAGACAGUGUAACUUACUUGUAGAUGUUUGAUCAGACCACGACUAUGGGCGAUGGGAACCACCGCUGUGGACCCAACCCUCUGUGUCCGGACCGGAUGGAGACAAAGUGCCGCGCCGAGAUAGGGAGCCGGUCCCCGGUUCUGAGCUCCACGGACACCCCGGGGACAUCAGCGUCCACCCCGACGUCCUCCAGCGAAGACGGACACGACAAACUUUUGGGAGUGGACCCUGACUACUGUCGGAGGAUAUUAGUAAGAGACGCCAAAGGCACCAUCAGGGAGAUCGUGCUGCCGAAGGGCCUCGACCUGGACCGGCCCAAGCGCACGCGGACCUCCUUCACGGCCGAGCAGCUGUACCGGCUCGAGCUCGAGUUCCAGCGGUGCCAGUACGUCGUGGGGCGCGAGCGCACCGAGCUCGCGAGGCAGCUGAAUCUCUCCGAAACACAGGUCAAGGUGUGGUUCCAAAACCGCCGGACCAAACAGAAGAAGGACACCACCAAGGAUUCAGACAAACGCUCCUCCACCACGAACGAGUCAAUGGCCACCUGCAACAUCCUGCGCCUCCUGGAGCAGGGCCGCCUCCUAUCGGGCCCCGUCCCACCACCUAACUCCCUCCUGGGGCCUCAGCCACAUCCGGCACACAACGGCUCCCUGCUGAGCAGCCCGGGCGGAGGCUCCUCCACCUCUCCGGGGAUCAGCAGCAGCACUCCUCCCAGCUCCCUACCAGGGGGGACUUUCGGGCUGUCGCUGCCCUCACUUGGCGGCACAUCGCCAUCACCGCGGCUGGGCGUCCCGCCGCCGCACUCCCUCUGCUUCUCCCUGCCGCUGCUGGGGGGCGCUCAUCAUGAACUGACAUCUGCCUACGGCUGCGGUUCUUCAGCUUUUGAGCCGUACAUGCGGCUGGACAGGAAGGAAGCAGAUCUGGGAGGGAAGAAGACAGUUUCUUAAGUAAAGUGUCCCUCUUUUAGGACACCAGGGGACUGGGACUUGUCUCUGUAAGAGCUUUUCUCCUCAGUCAUUCACCCUGCCGCCUGUUUGACACUUGAGUGGCAGCAGACGGGGGAAAGAAAGCACCCUGGUUCAUGAGAAAUGUGAGAAAUGGAAGAGACCAGGUUGCUGUCCUUGCAACACCAUUUUGUGCCAUAGCACUGUCGGGCACACUGACACAAAAUGGUGAAAAGGACAUGAUGUGAUGGAGACUCUCCCGCAUAAAAAAAACUUGUGAAUUUUUGCAAAAAUGCCGUGUGUGUAUGUUGCGUGAACCCUGACAGACAGAUGUUUUUAUCACCACUCUCUUCGCAGUGGUUUCAAGUGACUCUUCACUUUUUGUCCAGUGAGUUUGUGUGUGUGGUUUUCUCUCUAUACAGGCCUUCAUUUACUGUUCAGGAAAAAAAACAAUACUUGACAUGGGUAAUUCAGACUGAAUCAGUGUCUGAAUGAGAAGAGUGGUAUUUCAAAGAAAGCAGUUUGUACACAUUUCAGUACAUAUUCCCGUAUAAGUGGCCAUGUUUGAUUUUAGUUAAUGUGCUAUCACAAUAUGGAAGAAACACUGAAAAAAAAAGAAUUGUAGCAUUUUAAUAUCAGUCUUUUUGGUGUCCAGCAGUAGUUUUUGUAAAUUCUUUAUUUGGUUGUGUUUGUAUAUGAAAUAAUAUGUGGUAGGAUCUGGACAAAAAUUACAUAUCUAGAUCCGAUAGUUUAAUAUAAAAGAACAUGAGAAGAAAGAAGAGUAGUUUUGUGAGAAAGCUGGUUAGACUCUGCCAAAGCAUUUAUGGAUUAAGCUUUGGAGGAGCCACACUUGUGUCCUCCAAUCACUGAAGCAAGUCAAGGUCAAACAGAGAAAUGACCUUUGGACCCAGAUUAACUUUUCAGUCUAUGAUUCACAGACGUCACAGUUUCCCUUUGAGACAGUUAAAGACUCAAAGAAAAAGUUUUGAAACACAAGAAUUAAACAUCUGGCCGAGGUUUUGGACAAUUUUUCUAUUCACAGAACCAAAUUUGUGUAGGCCGCAAAUGAAAGCGUUGUUCUGCUCUUCAAGGAGUCAGGUAGUCUCAAUCCACAGAUCCAGAGAUUUCUGUUUGCAUCUUGUUUCUUGGUGUGGUGCGAUUAUUAACAGAAAAUUAAUCGGCAAUGUUUUUUGUCAUUCUUUGAGCAAAAAUACCAAACAUUUUCUGGUUCCAGCUUCUAAAACGUGACGAUUUGCUGUUUUCUUUUUAAUAGACGUUACCAUGGACUCUGAGAAAUUGUGAAUACCAUUUUUUCACAGUUUUUUUUAACAUUUCAUAGACUAAACAAUUAAUUGAGGAAAUAACUGGCAGAUUAAUUGAUAAUGAAAAUAAUCAUCAGUUACAGCCUUAGCUGGUCACAAUGAGCCAUGACACCUGUGGAAUCAGCUGGUGUUUUACCCCAAUACAUUUUUCUUAUUUAAGUUGGCCAUUAUAUGUUUUGCAACAACAUCAUAACUAUCAGACGUACUGUUUCAUCAGGUCAUAUCCAUAAUCACUAGAAAUCUCAAUGUAUUUUUACACAGGAAACUUUUACUGUGUGCACAUGGUUAGGAUGCAAUAAGCUGCAGCAUCACAUGUGUCUUUUUAAUGAUAUUGUAUUUUUCUUCAAAUUGGUAUUUGUGUUGGCUCCAUGUUUUCCUUUUUGAUGUUUUACGCUGACUUUUGUCUCGCCCUCCUGUUAGACUUUACCUCGGCCCGUCUUAAACGAAAAUAUUUCCUCUGCUUGCCCCUCAUUGAAAGCACUUUAUGUUUGUAGGUUUUUAUGCUUCCUUCUUUAUCUCUACUUUUUUUGCUUUUGAAUGCAUUUCAAUAACUCCUUAUUGACAGACUGAAAAUCCUCCCAGCUUUCACAGCUUUAAUAUGAGUCAGGGUUUGGAGUUGCUUUAUUCUUAGAAAGGUAUUUUUGUUAUUAAUGCCAGAAAACCCCUCAGUUAUUUCCAGCUACAUUUUCUUUCAGCUACAUUUUUAAUUUUACAUUAAUUAAUUGAUUGAUUUGAACCUAAAUUGACCUCAAGAUCCAAAAACAGCCCACUUUGAGAAACACAUUUCUCUGUCGUUGUGGAUUGAGAAAUUCAUUCAGGACAGGCUGAAGGAGGAAAGGAAAAGGAUCAGCUGUAGUAUUUUUCUCUCCCAAUAUGAUGCCAUUUGUCCAGAUUUCCGCUGUCCAAAGAACAUCAAAACUCACCUGCAAUUCGCAACAGUUUGCCCUCAAUUUGUGCAUGUCAGAUGAGUUAUCGCCCCUUUUUGUUUGUUUGUUGCUUCUCAUUUUUCACGUCUUUUUUCCCAAUGUAUCUAUUCAUUUCUAGGUUUCGUUUCAUUGUGAGGUUUAAUAGCCUACGUUUACCCGAUCCCUUUCUCUUACACUGACUGAAGGUGACUCGACAUCUAUUUAAAAAAUAAAACGGACACUCUCAUGACAUCAAUUUAAAAAGCUGCUCACAAGUAAAGGCCAGGCUACGUCUAAAACAGCCGAGCACGUUUUCAGCUGCAGAUACAUUUCUUGUGGAGUGCAUGGAGAGGUUGUGACCUCAGCCUAUGAAAACUCCCUGUCUGUCAGCUCACCGGGCCUUUUGCACCAGUGUAGCGCCGGCUGGUAGCAGGUGAUUUGUUGUUGUUGUGUUCAACCCCCUGUUAUCCAUUCACAGCUCUUUGCAGCGGUGCACCUGUGCUGUUGUUGAACACUGUAUUAUUUUCUAUAAGCACCAUCCAUAAUUGACAGGCUGUGGCAUCAAAUAUUAAGCAGAGAGAUGGAGCUGAGAGGUCAGGAGGCUUGCUUCUCGUGUAAGGCCCUUUCACAAACCCGUUUUUUCCCUUUACUCACAACAGGGUCGUGUUGCUUCGUUGCUAAGUUGCUCUUCUGUGUCGUAAGCAAAACACAGUUGUUCCCCAUUUUUAGCUAGUUGUUGUUGCAGGUUUUAGAGCUGCAUAUGAUAGUGAAUAAGUGAGCCCUCAGAACUGCUGUAAAAAAUCUCUUAAUUGAUCUCGUUUUCAGUUUGUCAGUCAAUGUGACAGGAAAGGAAGAUCAGACAUUUAGAAAGCAGAUUUUGUGGUUUGGUGGUUACAAAAGACAUCUUCUCACACUGUGGUGUAUUGUAAUGUAAAUCUGCAGUUACUGUAUUGUACACUCAGUCAUGGCGAGGCUACUGAAGAGCAGCUACUAGAUGAACGAUUUGGCUUGAGGGAAGACAGUCAAAGAAGUGAGAUGCCACUUCUCUUUCAGGCAAGAGAGAGAAGCUUUGUAAAGCCUUGCAUCAGUUAAACGAAGCCUUUUGUUUUUAUUUUUGGUUCUACCGUUUUUUUCCUGCUUUCUUUAGCUUCUUUUUCAGGCAGUUUCUUCUCAUUCCAGCUGAGUGGAAGUUUUGCUUUUGUUGUGUGCAAUCUGUGACAUCUUGCACUUGUUUAGGUUACCACCAUCUCAGAAGCAUUAAGAGCCUUCUCAUGGCUCUCCCUACUGCAUCAUGAUUUUUUCAGAUGGGUAAAGUCCUUUGAGAUUGUGUGGAAAUGUUCCUUUACUUUAAAAAUGAACUGAUUCUGCUUGGUUUACUUUUUCUUUAUGCACAGCUAAGGUCCUGCAUAGGCCGUAACUUUGUUUCUUUAAGCAGUAAAAGGUACUUAAUGUCAAGCUAAUGGCACCAGCUACUACUUAUGAUGAACAAACUCUAUGUACAUAGAUAUAAAUUUAUAUAUGAAUAUAUAUAAAUGGGUCUUUGCACAAGUUAUCUUUUCAUGUCCGCUCCAUGUGAUUUUAACAGGAAAAACAAAAUGCGAAGGAAGAUUCAGAAAAAAAGACUUUAUAUAUGCUUUACAAUUCUUUGUCUCAUUAACAUUUUGCACUUAUUUAAAGAGGCUUACUUCUGUUUCUGGGCUGACAGAGCUGUUUUCAUGCUCGGCCAAGAUAUUGUACAAUAUGUAUAUGUAUUUUUAUUCAUAUGCAUAUAAAUAUAUGUCUAUGUAA